Molecule: messenger RNA, 1528 nt
Organism: Populus trichocarpa (black cottonwood)
Lineage: Eukaryota; Viridiplantae; Streptophyta; Magnoliopsida; Malpighiales; Salicaceae
Product: UDP-glucuronic acid decarboxylase 6
Exons: 13
Coding region: 204-1244 (346 amino acids)
Biological process (GO): D-xylose metabolic process
Cellular component (GO): cytoplasm
Molecular function (GO): UDP-glucuronate decarboxylase activity; NAD+ binding
Source: RefSeq, a predicted model, not a curated record
UCUUUGUCUUUGUCUUUCUCUGUCACAAGUUGGUGUAGUUUGUCAGUGUGUUUAUUUUCAUAAUUAGCUGCUCACCUUAAAUUUUCAAGCCAAUUUGGUUACAAUUGAGCUCUUUAUGUAAAGCUGCAGUCUUUGAGUUUCAUGGCUCGCAGCAAAGUUUGAGAUUUUGACCUUUUUUCACAUCACUUAGAAAUUGAACAAGAAUGGCCAAGGAGGCUUCGAAUGGAAAUCACAACUCUGCAACAAAAGCUCCUCCAACUCCAUCUCCUUUAAGAUUUUCCAAGUACUUCCAGUCCAAUAUGAGGAUUUUGGUAACUGGAGGAGCUGGAUUUAUUGGUUCACACCUGGUGGACAGGUUGAUGGAAAAUGAAAAGAAUGAGGUUAUUGUGGCGGAUAACUAUUUCACUGGCUCUAAGGACAACCUAAAGAAAUGGAUCGGUCAUCCAAGAUUUGAGCUCAUUCGUCACGAUGUCACUGAGCCAUUGCUAGUUGAGGUCGAUCAAAUUUACCACCUUGCUUGCCCUGCUUCCCCAAUCUUCUACAAAUAUAAUCCUGUAAAGACCAUAAAGACAAACGUGAUUGGGACAUUGAAUAUGUUGGGACUUGCCAAGCGAGUUGGAGCAAGGAUUUUGCUUACAUCAACUUCCGAGGUCUAUGGAGAUCCACUUGUACAUCCUCAGGAUGAGAGCUACUGGGGAAAUGUCAACCCAAUUGGAGUCAGAAGCUGCUAUGAUGAAGGAAAGAGAGUGGCUGAAACUCUGAUGUUUGAUUAUCACAGGCAGCAUGGGAUAGAGAUACGAAUUGCCAGAAUUUUCAACACUUAUGGACCCAGAAUGAACAUUGAUGAUGGUCGUGUUGUCAGCAAUUUCAUAGCCCAAGCAAUCCGGAACGAGCCUUUGACUGUUCAAGCACCUGGAACCCAAACCCGGAGUUUCUGUUACGUGUCUGACAUGGUUGAUGGCCUCAUCCGACUUAUGGAAGGAGAGAACACUGGGCCUAUUAAUAUUGGAAAUCCAGGUGAAUUCACCAUGAUGGAGCUUGCGGAGACUGUUAAGGAGCUUAUCAACCCUGAAGUAGAGAUCAUAGGAGUGGAGAACACACCAGAUGAUCCUCGCCAGAGGAAGCCAGACAUCACAAAAGCAAAAGAAUUGUUAGGCUGGGAACCGAAGAUUAAGCUGCGUGAUGGUCUUCCUCUCAUGGAGGAGGAUUUCCGACGGAGGCUUGAAGUUCCCAGAGAGAACUGAACCAAGUGAAAUUUUCAUCAAUUUGAUUUCCCAGCCACUUAUAAAUAUAGAAACUAUGAAUUAUCGCAGCUAUCAACUACUAUAACAAAAUAAAACAGGCCGAAGUUGGUUAAUUUAGUUUGGUAAUAGCAUAUUUGGGCCCAAGAUGUUCAUGAGGAUUUUUCUGGGGCGCAGCUUUUAUCAAGAAUUUUGUUGUUUCUCAACCUGAUUUUAGCUACACCCAGAUAAAUGGUUUAGACGUGACAUCAAAGAAGAAUGAUUAUAAAUUUUUCAUCUUGUCUGUA